CUCUCUGCUCGGCUGCUGAUUUGGGACACAGCCGGACUCGAGUUACUCCAUCACAGUGGCAGAAGAUGGCGACUGCUGAACCGGAAGUGACCCCGAAUACAUCGAAUUCAGAAGAAGAGCAGAGCGAUGCUACUGGCCGAGAAAUUGUGAGUCCUGAAGAUUACAUCAAACAUCCGCUACAGAACAGAUGGGCUCUGUGGUUCUUUAAGAACGACAAAAGCAAAACCUGGCAAGCCAACCUGCGACUCAUCUCAAAGUUCGACACAGUUGAAGACUUCUGGGCACUUUACAAUCACAUCCAGCUAUCGAGUAACUUAAUGUCCGGAUGCGAUUACUCACUUUUUAAGGAUGGUAUCGAGCCCAUGUGGGAGGAUGAGAGGAAUAAACGCGGCGGACGCUGGCUCAUCACUCUGUCCAAACAGCAGCGCAGAGCUGAUUUAGAUCGCUUCUGGCUCGAGACGCUCCUGUGUCUGGUGGGCGAAGCGUUUGAUGAUCACAGCGACGACGUGUGCGGCGCGGUCGUGAACGUCCGAACGAAAGGAGACAAAAUCGCAAUAUGGACGACAGACUACGAGAACAAAGACGCGAUCAUACACAUAGGGCGUGUGUAUAAGGACAGGUUAGGCGUUCCCCCUAAAGUCAUCAUCGGCUACCAGUCCCAUGCAGACACGGCCACGAAGAGCGGCUCCACCACCAAGAACAAGUUUGUUGUCUGAAAACUGCAGCAGUCCUGUUUAAAUAAGGAAUAAAAAUAAAUAAAUAACUAAAACUUCAUCUAACAGCAAAGUUGACGAAUCGAAACGUUCUUGUUGAACAUCUUUUACAGGAUGUUGUGGAAAAAUUUUCGGACAUUUAUUCAUAAUAUUAAAAAAAAUGGUGUCUUAUACAACUGUACAGUGUAUAAAUGCAAGACCAUGUGAUUGUUUUUGUUUUCUUUAUAUUUUCCCACUUUUUUUUUUUUUUUUUUAAAUGUCAUUAUUACGUAUUAUUCAUUGAGAAAUGAGGCUUAAUCUCAUCGUGUUGUUUUGAGUGUUCAUUUCAUUUUUUUAAAAAAAACCUUUUGUUAAUUUUUUAAAAAAUGUUACACUUAUGACUCUUGCUAUAUACUACACUUUCAAGCUAAUUUAUUUCUGUUUUUUUUUUUUUUUCUUCUCAUUUCCAUUUUAGUUCAUUUUAGAGCGAUAUUAAUUCGGGUGUUAUGUGUUGUUAUAACGCAUUGCAUUUUUGUUUACUUUCUUUGCCGUGUUGUACAUCUGUGUGUGGUUUUUGUUCUACAUUUCACUGUUAAAUGAUAAAUGAUUAUAAAAAGCGAGUUUGGAUGACUCCUGACUCCAAUUCAAAGGUUUGAGUGAUUUACAGAAACAAAAAAAAAUAAAGGAUAAAGAUGAUUGUAUGAGCAUUGUAUAAGAAAUGAGUGUAAAUAAAUUUGUACAGUGCAUUGUCUUAA
Pangasianodon hypophthalmus (striped catfish) is the source of this 1447-nucleotide messenger RNA. RefSeq names its product eukaryotic translation initiation factor 4ea (gene eif4ea). Gene Ontology annotation, molecular function: translation initiation factor activity; RNA 7-methylguanosine cap binding. The record is from RefSeq and is a predicted model, not a curated record. Lineage: Eukaryota; Metazoa; Chordata; Actinopteri; Siluriformes; Pangasiidae. Bases 66 to 716 code for a protein of 216 amino acids. Gene Ontology annotation, biological process: translational initiation. Gene Ontology annotation, cellular component: eukaryotic translation initiation factor 4F complex; cytoplasm. The transcript is spliced from 8 exons.